GAACUUGGGUGUCUGCUAUUUGUGACGACCCUGAUCCUUCGGAUUUAUCCGAUCAAUUUGAUCUUGCCGAGGAAAAAAAAUUUUGCGAUAUGGAAAUGAAUGAAUUUACUCAACAACAAAUCCAUUACCAAGCUUUUUAUACGA
Funneliformis caledonium is the source of this 144-nucleotide messenger RNA. Lineage: Eukaryota; Fungi; Glomeromycota; Glomeromycetes; Glomerales; Glomeraceae. The record is from the annotation of a GenBank genome assembly.